Molecule: messenger RNA, 2603 nt
Organism: Tachyglossus aculeatus (Australian echidna)
Lineage: Eukaryota; Metazoa; Chordata; Mammalia; Monotremata; Tachyglossidae
Gene: GLRB
Product: glycine receptor beta
Exons: 11
Coding region: 256-1641 (461 amino acids)
Biological process (GO): signal transduction; chemical synaptic transmission; chloride transmembrane transport
Cellular component (GO): postsynaptic membrane; neuron projection; synapse
Molecular function (GO): transmembrane signaling receptor activity; neurotransmitter receptor activity; extracellularly glycine-gated chloride channel activity
Source: RefSeq, a predicted model, not a curated record
GCUUUUCCAAAGAGAAAUCAUCCAAGAAAGGGAAGGGGAAAAAGAAGCAGUAUCUGUGCCCAUCCAAUUGGGAAAACUAGCAGAGCAGACGAUCAGUGAGGAUGUUGACCCAAACUUCAUUCGACUCUGGCAUCCAAAAUCCUGACUGCAGAGGUUCUCCAAUAAAUUCAAACAUGAAAAGGAUUCUUGAGGAAACAUAUGUUUCCAUAUGCUUGAUGUCCUGCAUGAUUGACAGAAUAGAAGAUAUCAGACAGAAUGAUUUGGAGAAGACAGCAAUCAGCAGAAGACCUUGCAAGAGUUCCUGCUAAUUCCACCAGCAAUAUCUUAAACAGGCUGUUAGUUAGUUAUGAUCCUAGGAUACGACCAAACUUCAAAGGUAUUCCAGUUGAUGUAGUAGUCAACAUUUUUAUUAACAGCUUUGGAUCCAUUCAAGAGACAACAAUGGACUAUAGAGUUAACAUCUUCCUGAGACAGAAGUGGAAUGAUCCCAGACUUAAACUGCCUAAUGAUUUUAGAGGCUCAGAUGCCUUGACGGUAGAUCCCACAAUGUUCAAAUGUCUAUGGAAGCCUGAUCUCUUCUUUGCAAAUGAAAAAAAUGCAAAUUUCCAUGAUGUCACUCAGGAAAAUAUCCUUCUCUUUAUUUUUCGGGAUGGAGAUGUCUUAGUAAGCAUGAGAUUAUCUAUUACUCUCUCAUGCCCUCUGGACUUGACCUUAUUUCCUAUGGACACACAACGUUGUAAGAUGCAACUGGAGAGCUUUGGCUAUACAACUGAUGAUUUACGAUUUAUCUGGCAGUCAGGAGAUCCUGUCCAGUUAGAGAAAAUUGCUUUGCCUCAGUUUGAUAUUAAAAAGGAAGAUAUUGAAUAUGGUAACUGUACCAAGUACUAUAAAGGCACUGGCUAUUACACAUGUGUAGAAGUAAUCUUCACUUUAAGAAGACAGGUUGGAUUUUACAUGAUGGGUGUAUAUGCUCCUACUCUGCUCAUUGUUGUACUGUCGUGGCUCUCAUUUUGGAUCAACCCAGAUGCAAGUGCAGCCAGAGUGCCCCUGGGCAUCUUCUCAGUUCUCAGCUUGGCAUCUGAGUGUACCACACUUGCAGCUGAACUGCCUAAAGUAUCUUAUGUGAAGGCUCUUGAUGUUUGGCUCAUUGCUUGUCUUCUUUUUGGGUUUGCAUCACUGGUAGAAUAUGCAGUGGUUCAGGUGAUGUUGAAUAACCCAAAAAGAAUUGAGGCAGAGAAAGCAAAGAUUGCCAAGGCCGAACAAGCAGAAGGGAAAGGUGGAAAUGCAGCUAAGAAGAACACUGUAAAUGGUACAGGGACCCCUGUGCACAUCAGUACUUUGCAGGUUGGUGAGACAAGAUGCAAAAAAGUCUGCACUUCUAAAUCUGAUCUGCGAUCCAAUGACUUCAGCAUUGUUGGAAGCUUGCCAAGAGAUUUUGAAUUAUCAAACUAUGACUGUUAUGGAAAACCCAUUGAAGUUAAUAAUGGGCUUGGGAAAUCUCAAGCAAAGAAUAACAAGAAGCCUCCUCCUCCCAAACCAGUCAUUCCAUCAGCAGCAAAACGAAUUGAUCUCUAUGCCAGAGCAUUGUUUCCUUUUUGCUUCUUGUUCUUUAAUGUUAUAUACUGGUCGGUGUAUUUAUGAUAAAUCUCUUUCCACUUGUGAAGAAUUGCAUCCCAUCUGGGCUCCCAUCCUGAAGACCAAUCAGUGAAAUGAUUUGCAUUCUCAGAGCAAUAUAUUGCAUUUUAGAUGCUGUGCAAUUGUAAUGAAACUAUGGCAUCUUAAUUGUGAAUGAAUGCAUGGCACUGUAAUGUCUGUGCUCUAAACAACUAGUGUCUAUAAAUGUACAGCAUAUACAUCCUGCCCUAGGACUAUAUGAGGGAAUCCUGCAUACUAAGGAACUUAUUAAACCCAGAUAAUUCUCUUCUGAUAAUGAAACUGAAGUGCACGCCAAAUCUCCUUACAGUUAACGCUCUAGCUUACGUAGUAUUUCAAAGCUCCUUCCUUGUAACUUUCAGAUAAAGCCAUCUUUUUUCUUGUAUGAUUUUAGAUGGUAUUGUUGAAGAGCAAGCUUUAAUUGUAAUUCAUAUCAUUUCAACUUUGUAAGUGGAGAAGAUACAGAUCAAUAAAAAAUAAAUAUCAGAAAAUUACUAAUUUUGUAAAAUCAGCUCAUUUAAAAGCUGCAGCACACCAUAUGAGAAAGGAAAAAAACUUGAGUUGAAGUACUUAUAUGGGUUCCAAUGAAGUAACUCAAAAAAUGGGCACUUAAGAAAUAAUCAUAGGAGUUAAUAAAACCUAUUUGAUCUGGUUUCAAAGAACUCAUACUUUUAAAUAGGAGGGUUGAAAUAUUGAUAUGUAGUUUACCAAACCAGAAUGCCUUUCAAGGAAGAAAGCUAAAUUUUCAUUCUGUACUUUACAGGUUAAACCUAGGAGUGGUUCCUCCUCCAACAUAUGCUUUACUCCCCUUUAAUUUCUGGAAGGUAAGCAACCACCAUUCACUAGCUGGAAAAUCGUAGUAGAUUUACAAAUAAAAAUCUGCAACUAUCAAAAAUUUUUAGCUUCUGUGAAGAUGUAAUUAUUGUAAACAGGAAAUUUAGAGAUCUACC